Centruroides sculpturatus (bark scorpion) is the source of this 2121-nucleotide messenger RNA. RefSeq names its product origin recognition complex subunit 4-like (gene Orc4). Gene Ontology annotation, biological process: DNA replication; DNA replication initiation. Bases 27 to 1079 code for a protein of 350 amino acids. Gene Ontology annotation, cellular component: nuclear origin of replication recognition complex; nucleus. The record is from RefSeq and is a predicted model, not a curated record. Gene Ontology annotation, molecular function: DNA replication origin binding; ATP binding; ATP hydrolysis activity. NCBI's taxonomy places the organism in Eukaryota, Metazoa, Arthropoda, Arachnida, Scorpiones, Buthidae. The transcript is spliced from 11 exons.
UUGUCGCUUUUUUCGCGGAGGGAAACAUGAAUUCUCCUUUGUUACGACGAGAUCAAACGGAAAAUAUUUAUCAAUUUCAUCAGGUUUUAAGAAAGAAAUUGACAUUUUGCUCGUACACGGAAAACCUUUUAGGUCUAGAAGAACAGGAAAAAAUUUUGAAAGAUCUUAUAAAUAGAUCAAUCAAAUUGGGGGAAAGCAACUCCGUUCUACUUAUUGGUCCCAGAGGAAGCGGAAAGACUGCGACAUUAGAAAAAGUAAAGAAAGAGCUGUUUCAAUUAUCUGAAUUAGCAUCUAAUUGUUUGCAAGUUAACUUAAAUGGUUUAAUUCAUACCGACGACCAGAUAGCAUUAAAAGAUAUCAUCCUUCAGUUACAGUUAGAGAAUAAAAUAGAAGAAACACCAUUGAGGAGUUUUGCUGAGACAUUGUCAUUUUUAUUGGAAGUCUUAAAGAGUGGUAAUCAAAAUAGCAAAUGUAUUUUAUUUACUUUGGACGAAUUUGAUUUGUUUUGCCAACAUAAAAACCAAACAUUAUUAUAUAAUAUUUUUGACGUUUCACAAUCAGCGCGAGUCCCUGUUGUCAUCGUAGGCCUUUCUUGUCGAUUGGACGUAAUGGGAUUAUUAGAAAAACGCGUGAAAUCUCGUUUCUCUCAUCGCACCCUGUAUUUUUUCAACAAAUUGAACUUUAAGGAUUAUAUGAAAAUAGCAGAAGAUUUACUUACACUUCCAAGGGAUUUUCCUACACCCAAAUUCAGAAAGGAUUGGAAUACUCAUGUGAAGGAAAUUUUGCAAGAUAAAACAGUCUCGAAUGCUUUCCAAAGAUUAUAUAAUACAUCAAAUGAUAUUAGAGCUUUAAAAAAGUUUUUGAUAUAUCCUGUAAGUACAGUUGAUGAAACUCAUCCUUACAUGGAAGCCAGUGAUUUUCUAGAUUCGCAAGCCAUACAAAUCUUGGAUUCAAAGGCAGUAAUGCUACAUGGUUUAUCUAUAUUAGAGUUUUGUCUUGUAAUCACUAUGAUGCACUUAAUAUCUGUGCAUGAAGGAGAGUCGAUUAAUUUUGAAAUUGUUUAUAAUGGAGGAAGAUGAAGAUCUUUCUGAUCUUACAAAUGUGUAGAAUGAUCUUCAAAUUCAACUUUCUCUACCACCUCAACAAAUCAACAACGAUUAAGGAAAUUCAGCUGCUGAUAUAAUUUAUAAUUUUUACUAUCGGCUUUUAAGUCUUUUAAUAUAUUCAAACAAACAGAUUUUCUCGAUGCAAGAUGCAAUGAAAAGAAAGCAACACAGUUCUUACAUUAAACUGUUCCAAAUAUUGUUUUGAGAGAGAGAGACAAAUUAUGUAAAUGCUUCCAAUCAUUGAAGAUACACCAUCAGUUGUAACAGAAGCUAAUUUUUUUUACAUAACAGGAAAGCAUUGAAUAAAUCCAGAUUCCAAGUUUGACCUGACAGGGUAAAGAGGGAAAAGUGAAUUGUAAACUCGGGGAGUACGUGGCCAACCUAAAAAAUUCGUUUUGCCACAUUGAUGACGUUGCGUAUUCCAAUAUGGUUUUACUUGUUCGUGUUUUACAUAUUUCCGAUAUUAUUCAAACAGUCAUCUGUAUGCAUGUUUUUCCUUAUUUUAUUUAUAUUGGUAUUUGUUUUAUUUGAUUUUUUUUCACUUGUUACAGAAUAUAACAAAUUCAAACGUGCCACUUGUUUAUAUCUAAUUCUCUAAGUUAAUGGCUAUUGGAAUGGCCACCUCCAAUAUAAAAUAUUUAUUAUUUUCUAAGAAACACUCGAAAUAAUAAUAGAAAAUUUGAAAGAAUUAAAGCAGCCAAGUCUCAGUGGUGCAAUUCUUUCGAGAGUUCUUACUUGGUAAAUACUUGGUUGUGUGCGUUUCUAAAUAAGUCACCGGGAAAGAACAUAAUGCUUGUUUUGAAUGUCGGUCAUUUUAUUUUUUAUGCUUUGUGUAUAAUUUUAUGUCUUCUGUCAAUAUGACCACUAAUUUGGCUAUUAAUGACUUCACACACACCCCACAUUAAUUAUAUACACAGAUCAUUAAUAGCCAAAUUAGUAGCUAUAUUGAUAGAAGAGAAAAUAUUAUAAAGGAUGUAAAGCAUUUUAUAACAAGUAAUUUUUUUAUUUAUAUUUG